Molecule: messenger RNA, 372 nt
Organism: Colletotrichum higginsianum IMI 349063
Lineage: Eukaryota; Fungi; Ascomycota; Sordariomycetes; Glomerellales; Glomerellaceae
Exons: 1
Coding region: 1-372 (123 amino acids)
Cellular component (GO): membrane
Source: RefSeq, a predicted model, not a curated record
AUGGCCUCCUCCACCGGAAUCCCCUCGUCACCGAGCCGACUUAGCAAGAGCGCCAGCCUCCGCGGCCUCUGGUCAGACACGCAGUCCAACCUCACCCGUCUCCUACGCGCCAAUCCCAGCCGUAGCCCGCCGUCCUCGGGAAGGUCCACCGUAUCCAGGUCUAGCAGCGCGAUCCGCUUCGAGAUCAGCCUGCCGCGCCGGCCCGGCGUCCCCGCCUCGCGAUGCUGCAGCAAGGGCACCUUCGUCGCGAUCGCCUGCCCGCCCUUGGCGGUCUACCACAUGCACCACGAUUGGAACGACAGGAGAGUAUGGCUCGCAGUGGCGCUGACGCUGGGAGGCUGGAUUCCUGGCGUGGUUUGUGAGUGCCCAUGA